This is a messenger RNA of Podarcis lilfordi (Lilford's wall lizard), 11238 nucleotides long. The record is from the annotation of a GenBank genome assembly. Lineage: Eukaryota; Metazoa; Chordata; Lepidosauria; Squamata; Lacertidae.
GGAGGGCUUGUGUGCUGUGUCUUGUUGGGGUAGCGGUGGCAGCACUUAUCCUUCUUCUGAUAGGAAAUGCUCUGUGGGGGAGGGGAAUGGGGAGGUUGAUGAGGGUCAGUUGGGUGGGCAGUGAGGAAUGUCCCUAUCUUCAUCUGAGGAAUGGUAGAGGGAAUGGGCUUAUUUUACACAUAUUUACACCUGGGCCUACUUUGGAGAGCAUUCAAAGCAUUACAUCCCAAGAGAGGCUUGCUCCCCACAGCAAGGCAGCAUUCGAGUCCAAAAUAUCCUCUUCUUUGUCAAUAUUUCAAUCUUUUUUUUAAAAAAAUGUAUAUUAAAAAGUAUAGGGGUUCCAUUUCAACUAUACAUGAAUUCAGUCACUCCUCUGCCCCAUGUUGCAGGCCCCAUUAGAUUACUCCUCAUAAACAUUUUGAUUUCUGGCUUCUCAUGGGCCAGAUUCAACCAAACUGGUGCACUAGAGGGAACCAGUGCUACGAGUCCUGCUAGCGCAACUGGCGCUCCUCCCUCGCCUCCUCUGUGCCCCCCACAUCAGGGACUGGGUCAGGAUGACCCUGAGAACAGCCUGUGAGGAAAGGAGAGGGAGAUCACAGAAAUACUUGUGCUGAUGGAACAAAUGUAAUAGUGCAACAUUAUACGAUGUUGCAAUGUUGAAUUCCACCCUCUGUGUUUCUUCACACUGACAAUGGAAUGGGUGUUUGUGCUAGGUAUCUAUGCCAAUGGCUAGAACUGCUUUGUUUUUAAAACAGGGAUGAAGCACCUGUUGUCCUCCAGGUGUUUUUGGAUGACAUCUCUCAACAGCCCCAGCCAGCAUAGCCAAUGUCCAGGGAUUUAUUCCCUCCCCCCUCAGCAAUUUGUAUACAGCUUAAUCACAGUCCUCUCUCAGCCCUCUCUGGUGAUAAGAGUUGUGGUCCAUGAGGGCCACAGGUUUCCUGCCCCUGUUCUAAAAAAAAAGAGGAGGGUGAUUCUUUGACCACGAAUGACAUUGUUCUUUUUUCUGAGGAAUGAAAGGGGAAAAACAUUCACAUAAAGUAAUGCAUUGCUGGGUUUCUUGGUACAAUUACACCUCAAUGUAUCUAGAGGCAGGUUUUAGAACUCUGCACUCACACCUGUCCCCACACACUGAAAUCUCUGUUCAUUGUACUGUAUCUGGCAUGACUUUCCUAGGUACAGAAGACCUUUCCUCCUUAAAUCUGGUCAGACUGGUUAACUUGUGUAUUGAGUUUACAGGAAGCUGGCCUAUACUGAAUCAGGGGGUGCAGAAGGCCACAACGAGACUCCUUACGGGGUCCUCGCUGCGGGGUCACAUUCACCCAGUGCUAUACCAGCUGCACUGGCUCCCGGUGGAGUACAGGAUCAGGUUUAAGGUGCUGGUUUUAACCUUUAAAGCCCUAUACAGCCUAGGACCCUCGUACCUAUGGGACUGCCUCUCCUGGUAUGUCCCAUGGAGGACCUUACAGUCUUCAAACAAAAACUUGGAGGUCCCGGGCCACAGGGAGGUUAGGCUGGCUUUUUCGGCCGUGGCUUCGAUCUCAUGGAACGCUCUGUCACAAGAGACUAGGGCCCUGAGGGACUUGACAUCUUUCCACAGGGCCUGCAAGACACAGCUGUUCCACCAGGCCUUUGACUGCUUUAACAUUGGAGGGAAAUUAAAAAAAAAAAGAACUUAUACCACAUAUUAAAAAGGGCGGGGAGGAGGAAAUAAGUAAGGUAAUCCUCACAGAACUUUAGCCCAAUGGUUGCCAUUAAUUUGAUUUGAACUGAUUUUAUAAUGAAUUGAUUUUAAAAUGCGGUAUUAUUUUACUGUUGUUAGCCGUUCUGAGCGCGGCUUCUGCUGGGGAAGGUGGGAUAUAAGUAAUAAUAAUAAUAAUAAUAAUAAUAAUAAUAAGACAAAUGAUAUUGUUCUACACUGACUAGUAGCCAGUGGCGUAGGAAGGGGGGUGCGGUAGACUCGUAAUCUGGGGAACCGGGUUCAUGUCUCCACUCCUCCACAUGCAGCUGCUGGGUGACCUUGGGCUAGUCACACUUCUCUGAAGUCUCUCAGCCCCACUCACCUCACAGAGUGUUUGUUGUGGGGGAGGAAGGGAAAGGAGAAUGUUAGCCUCUUUGAGACUCCUUCGGGUAGCGAUAAAGCGGGAUAUCAAAUCCAAACUCUUCUUCUUCUGCUGCUCUUCUUCCUCCUCCAGCUCUCCCCACCCCCAUGCAUCUGCAGUCUGCUGUGGAGGUUCCCCCAACCCACUGAAGCAGAUUUGGGUGUGGCAGAAGGGCUACAGAGAGGCAGAGAUGAAGGUAAGCUCCACUGUGUGUGUCUUAGAAUUUCACCAACAGAUUUAGGCCCCUGGGAGUCACAGAUACCUGGCCAAGCUAUUCUUAUGGUUGCAGAGUGGGUUGCCAUUCAGCUGUACCUACCCAUCCUCCCGCUGCUUAAAAUUGAGUAUGCAAUAAGAAGACCAAUUCUUUUUUAAAAAAACAAAGAGUGAAGAGAUGUUUUGGAAUAGGCAUUGCUAUCAAACUCAAGGAUAACAGUGCUUUGCACACUUGCCCGAGAGUAAGCCCCACUGAACACAAUAGAAAGGGCUUCUCAUAAACAUGCAUAGGAUUAUGCUGUUAGUUCUGAACAAAUGUGUCUAGGAUUGGUGUGUUUAUCUAUUAUGGGUAACUGGCAGUUUCUUCAUUGCUGACUCUGUGUCAACAGCUUUGGCUGAUAUAAUUGUGUUGCUGCUUAUCUGUACCAAAGAUCUCCUCGGCUAUUGAAAUUUCAUGUGGAAUAAUCGAAAUGAGUGGCAAAGCUCAAGUGGCACAGGGUCAGUAUUUGACAAGCUAUACAUUUACACAUUUUAGAAACAGAGGGCCAGUGUUCAAUAGACACUUGUCAUAGCUUUUUCCUUUAAACAUCAUGAUAUGUGUAAUACAUACAUAAUAUAUAUUUGUAAUACUUUCACAAUACAAUAUUUGUAAUACAUAGGUGAUUCAUGCUAAAUGACUUGGCUUGCACCGUUGUUGUUGUUUUAAUAUUUUAGCAAUAUGGUUCAAAUCAGCCUCUCUCCCUUGGUAUAUUUUUUCCACAAUCAUGGCUAUUGCUGCUUACAACACUCAGUUGGUGCUUGCACCAUGAACUGGAGCCAAGCCCAAUCACAUCAAUAUAAGCAAUAUUUGCAAUAGGAUGGAUUCACUGUAGCACCACAGCAAUUGUUUGUCAGUGAAAGCACUCUUUACAUGUGGUUUUCUGGGGCUUCUCCUCACCUCCUGAAAACAAUUUUGGGAAGUAGAGGUUUGGGGGAGGAUAGCAGAGAAAGCCUUCUUGUGCUAAUGGAAAUCCUUGCACAGGCUUCAGCCAGAUUCUUAGAAAAUUGAGGCAAUUUUAAUCUGCUUCAGUAUUUUAACUUUUGUAUGUUUUAAAGUAGGGUUGUAAUUUUUCUUUGAUUUUCUUGUUUUAUGUUUUGUAAACUGCUUUGUGAUUCUCCAUUAGUCUGACUUCACCCCCAGAGGCACAUUCUAUUGUCUCUCAAGACAGACGGAUGUCAGCAACGACAAACCUCUUUGAUGAUUUUUUCCACAAUCAAGCAGUAUAUACAUUUUAUGAAACAAAGAAACAAACAAAUAAACUAUCAGGACUCCUUAGUUGAAUCCCACCAACUAUUUGAAAUGUUCACAUCAUAUAAUUUAAUUACCACUGUAAUUUGCUGAAAGCAUAACCAACAAAAUUUACUCCAUAGUUUCUUAUUUUCCACCAACCAGUGGGAUCUUUAUCCACUGGUCUUUCAUUCCUUCACUUCCGGAACUUUCUCUGUACACAGCCAUUCCACCCAGCGGCAAAGCCUUCUUCCUAGAGACCCACGGGUUACAUCUACUGAACUCAAUGGAACUUACUUCUGAGUUGACAUGUACAGGAUUGCACAUAAAAUACUUUUGUGUCGUGAUUUCUGCAAUUGUGCAAAAAAGGCACUUGAUCACAGCUCUAUUUACACAAAUGUAUUUAAUGGUACUGUGUGAUGCUGAAUGAAGUCUUUCUCUCACACCCACACUCCACAUUUAUUAAGGCCAAGCAUUAUGUUACUCAUGCCUUUUGCUUUUGUGUGGCUGAUGCAGUAAUGGGUGCUUUCCUCCAUGGUCCCAAUCCAACUCAGAGGACUUAUGUGCCAGUUAUUUAUAGAGUAGUAGGGGGAAUCAGUCAUACAAGGGCUAAAGAGAUGAAUAACAUCAUGUCUAAUUUGACCCUCAAAUAACUUUCGCCUCAUAUGUUUUCCUUUCCUGUCUGUACACAUGACUAGGGGGGCUAAUUAUAUGCCCAACAACCAUUUUUAAAGGAAUGGGGAAUGUCUUUGAACUGAGUAGCAGAGGAGGGGAGAGAAAAAGGUGCUUAACCCUUUCUCCUAUCCCACUACAACUUGCCCCCCCCCCCCCCAGUUUUCACCCACAGGCUGCUUUUUCCCAUGAGGCUCUACUUAUAUGCAAUGGUGGCAAUAAAGUUUGCCUUAUUUCAUCAUCAAACCUUUAUUAGCAUCUCAUACAAACAUUCAGAAUAAAUAGGCCAGUGCGAUCUCAUCGCCAUUUCAACAGUACAGUCAUUUGCCAAAGGGAAGAAGAGGCAAACAAUCUAUUUCAUCUCUGUGAGUCUCCAGCAAGGGAAGCAUCCUGUAUUGUACUUCGGCAACAAAAAGUCAAAUAGAGGAACUUAGCUACUGUCUUGGUGAGCUCCUGGUCUCUCCCCUGUAAUAAGAAGCGUAUUACCUCUGUCUCUGGUUUCCAUGUUGGAAUACAUAGAUGGUCUAGAAAUUGUUGGCGGAGAUCAUCAUACAUUUUACAUUUAAGGGCCAUGUGAGCUAGAGUUUCCACCAGGUGGGCAUCGCAUGGGCAGAUCCUAUCUUCUUCCGCCAUACCCGCAAACCUACCCCAAAGGAGGUUAGAAGGAUUAUAAUUGAACCUAGCCAGCGAGAAAGCUCUUCUUUCUUGCAGGUUUGUUCACUGAAUGCCACAGAUCAUGGACAGAACCUGUUACAGCAAACACAGUUUAAAACAAUUAUUUCCAGAUAAUACCUUUAUAGAACACGAGGAGUGCCCUUCUGGAUCUGUCCAGCAUCCUAUUUCCCACAAUGGCCCACCAGAUGCCUCUGGGAAGCCCAUAAACAAGGCAUAAGGGCAACAGUCCUGCUCCACGAAUUCUCCCCAGCAACUGAUAUUCAGAGGCAUGUAGUGUCCAAUAGUAUAUAGUCAUGACAGCUAGCAGUCAUUAAGAAGACACAUCACCAAAAACAGAGGAAGUGCAUUACGAAAAAAGAGAACACACAGAUUAUACAUAUUUUUGAACACACCAGAAACGGGGAGUGCGUGUGCCCACGCCUGCAACCUCCCAAAUUCCUCUGCAAGGAAGCUGUCAUCUGCUCAUGUGCAAAGACUUCUUGAACUGUACACACCUCAGCUUAACCACAACUUGUCUUGUCACAUCAGAUGGAAGUUGGUUUGCAGGGAAAUGCAUCAACAAGGAGCAGGAUACCGCUGGAUUGCAGCCAGUGCUUUUUCCAGGGCAGGGGGACACAGGGGUACGCAUACCCCUAAAUAUUUUAUGACUCUUUGUACUUUGUAUUUGUUUUUGUCGAUUUGAACUAUAAAAUGGUGUUUUUCUUGAGUCAAAAUGAGAGUACCCCUAAACAUUUUUUUAAAGAAAAAAAGCACUGAUUGCAGCCAAUGUCAUGUGUAGACUACUUCAGACACCAGUGGUGGGAAUGCAGUGGAGCAGGAGUAAAUGGCAAUGUGGACAUACCCUACUACUUAUCUUUAAACUGGACUUGGACCAGACAGCCAUUCAAAUAAAGGACACCUUCAAAUAGAGCACUGUGAUAACCCUUCAAAUGGAGAAUUGUCCUCUGUGGAUUUGGACAUAUGGCUAUCAUAGAAGCCACUGAAUUUGUUUGAUUUCCUUGUAUAAAGCCACCUACAUUUUGGAUUAGUGAAUUCCAUAGUUUAGCUCUGCACUAUGUCCUGAAGUUUCCCUGGUUCAGCUUCAUUGGAUAAUCCCAUGUUCUGUUAUUAUGAGUGAGGUAGAACUUCUCAAUAACCACUUUCUCCAAACCAUGCAGAAUGUUAUACACCUCUAUAUGAUGCCUCUUACAUCCCUGUUUUCCAAACUAAAAAUAUAUAGUGAGUUUUGCCAGCCCCAUGAUCAUUUUGCUUGCCCUUUACUGAGCUUUUCCAGUUUUGUAAUAUCCUUCUUGAGACGUGGUGAAUUGUACCCAAUAUUUCACUUGUGGCUGCACUACAGAUUUGUAAAAAGACAUUGCAUGAUAUUGGCAGUUUUGUUUUCAAUUCUCUUUGAUAUUGUACGCUAAUCAGAAUUCACCUUUUCACAGCUGCCAACACUGAAGAAUUUCUUACAGACUUUGCAAGAAAACCAGUUUUCCUCCCCAGGAGAUUUCCUCCUCAUUCAAAGCAUGUUCGUUCCAAUAAAUUAAAAAGAGAAAAGUAAUUUCCUAUAAGUGGUACCUCGGGUUACAUACGCUUCAGGUUACAUACGCUUCAGGUUAUGGACUCUGCUAACCCAGAAAUAUUACCUCGGGUUAAGAUUUGCUUCAGGAUAAGAACAGAAAUCGUGCUCCGGCGGCGCAGUGACAGCAGGAGGCCCCAUUAGCUAAAGUGGUGCUUCAGGUUAAGAACAGUUUCAGGUUAAGUACAGACCUCCGGAACGAAUUAAGUACUUAACCCGAGAUACCACUAUACUUUUGAAAUAACUAAGUUACACUAACAGCCCGAUCAUGUUUACUUACCCACAAUGAGUUCUGUGCAACUUACUUCCAAGUAGGCUGGAGCCAGAGCCACACUUACAUGGGAGUAACCUCCACUGAAUAUACUGGGACACAAUCUGGACUAAGUAUGCAUUAAAAACUUGGUAGGUGCUGAUAUGUAUUUUUAAUUAUAGCAUUGCAUGCAGAUACAAUUGCAUAAGAGAGUUGCUGAUCAGUUAAAAUGUAAGUAAAUACAACAGAUCAACCUUGGCCAACCUGCUGGAUGUUUUAGACUACAACUCCCAACAGCCCCAGCUUGCCGAGCUUAGUUGGCUGAGGCUGAUGGGAGUUGUAGUCCAAAACUUCCAGAGGGCUGCAAGAUGGCAAAGGCUGCAAUGAAUUUUAAAUUAAUGGACUUAAGGACCUCCCUUUAUUUUAUAAAGACACCUUGCCUCUGUAAAAGUACCUUGAUGUUGUUUUCCGUCAUUUUAAAUACAUAUAGCCACGAGAAUGCAUUAAUCUGAUGCACAAGUUAUAUAUAUAUAUAUAUAUAUGUAUGUGGCAUGUGUUCUAUAGAGAUGCAUCUGAAAAUGCAGGUAGACAAGAUCUAUCUAUCUAUCCAUCCAUCCAUCCCUCCAUCCGUCUAGAGAGCUUGAACUGCAAAACAGCCGUGUCAGAACUCAGAUGGUUAACAUUCGCUUCUUGCUGUUUUAUUGCAUAUUACUGUGCGCUCCUGAGCAGCAGGAGCAGAUUCGAGCAAUUACAAUCAAGUCAGGGCACACGCCGUGGCUGAGCAACACGAUCAUGAUGAGGAUACUGAUGAGGCACUUAUCGAAAACCCCACAUCAUCCACACUCAUCAGCCACAACAUGUCACCCCAAAUGAGGCAUCAGCUGCCUUCAGAAGGCUCAUUGCACACUGUUUACAGCUUUCUCUAGGCCCACUUUUGAUUUUGCAGUCAGGGCUUAGUUCAAACAGCAGCUGACUGGUUCCAGGGCUCAGUGCAGCAUCCCUCUCAGGCUGCAGGCAGGCUCCAGCACAACAGCCGGGCGAGCUGCAGCAGGGAAAGCGGCUUUCCCUUUCCACGCAAAGGAGAGUCAUGGGCUCUUUGCUGUAAUUGCUCCAUUAUUUAAGUGAGAAAUUAAUAUCAGCCGCUGGAAAAUAAAAGGAGAGGAAGAGAACGCACACCUUCUGUCACCUGUUCUUUUUCUUCACAUUUUAGCUUCUGCAAGUAGUAUUUGAAUUAACACAAAAAGAAAGAAAAAGUUGGAUGUAAGUGCAUUUGAGACCAACGCAUUAGGCUGCAAUCCGAUACACACUUACUUGGGAGUAAGUUCCAGGGACUUAUUUCUAAACAAACGCAUGGAGGAUUCUGAUGUUAGUGACUUUAAUCCCACUAUUAAAUAAUUAGUGUCCAGUGUGAUAUACAUGCUUGGGAUAGAAAACCUGAUUAUUUUGCAUCCAUAUCACUUUCACAUAUUUUUACCCAUCAUUUAGUUCUGUUCCUUUUGCUCAUUAAUCUGUUCUCCCCUCAAAAUAGACACUUUAACACAUAAUUAACUGUGCAUUUUCUCUCAAAAUACAUAUUUUGUUGUGUGUUUUGAGUUGCUUAAACUGUGAAGAGCCAUGAUGCAACAUUUGAAGAAGGGCAGAUUCUGUUGACUGGCUAAGUUCUGAUCUGCACAUUAGUCACAGAGAUCAAGUCCAUGAGCAAAUUAUUUUGUAUAGGAAUUUGCAAAGAUCUAAUUGCCCAGGCAUGCCUAAUAUUUUUAAAGAAGUGUUAGGUCAACUGUUGAGAUCCUUGGUCUUCACUAAUACAACCCUACCCAUUUCAGUGGGAAUUGUGGAAGCUCAGCCCAGCAAUCAAGGAACUGGGCAGUUUUAUUAUCCUUACUAGAACACAUUUUCUAAGUUUGAACAUCUGGAGCAUGAAGUUGCCUUAGGCUGUGAUGUCAAGUAUAUUUAGUGGAAAUUCCAUCACUGCAGAUAAAUAAUCUGGGAAGCAUUGUGUCAUCUUCAUUCUCAAGACAAGGACUCAGAUUGGCAAGAUGUUUAGAAAUCCAAUGGGUAAAUAAUACAUCAAUUAAUUAUUACUGAUAGUAAUGACUGGGUUAUUACUAAAUAAUAAAUUUAUUAUCGAUUAAGAUGAGGAGGAGGGCGUACAGAUUGCAGCACUAAGGCUGCAAUCCUAUACUUAUAUACUUGGGUGUAAGUCCCAUUGAAUUCAAUGGGGCUUACUUCUGAGUAGACAAGUAUAGGCUGGCACUGCAUGUCUCAUUGGAGGAUGGGGACAAAUUGGUCCAAAGGGAUAAAGUGCAAUCCUAAAUUACAUUAACAAUGGACAGUGUUCAUCAGGGCUAUUUUCAAACAUUUGUAAGAACUCGAUCACUGAGUUUGGCAGUAUCUACACUUUGGAACUUCCUACCAAUUGAUAUGUAGCAGGUGCCUUCACUGUAUUCUUUUUGAUGCCUGCUAAAAAAAAAUCUUGUUUAGAUGCUUAGAAAUGCUGGUGUGAGUUUUAAUCUGGUUUUGUAUUUUAACUUCUUGUUUGUUUUAAUUCACUGUAAUCCCCCCUCCCCGAUUUUAUGAUUUUGUCUUAUUGUAAACUUCUCUGAGGUUUUUCCAAUCAAGUGGAGUAUCAGUUUCAUGAAAUAAUAUAUAAAGAAAUAAACAGUCCAAACAUUGCUGAACAUCAAGAAUUACAGCUUGAUCCUAACCCUUGCUAACAUAUGAAAGAAAUGGGGAUCUGUACCAAGUUCUUCAUCAUUGUGGCACUGCUAAACAGGGAGACAAACUGGCAUUGCAAGGAUGUGACAAUAGUACCACAAAUCAAUCUAAGUGUGCAAAAAUUAAGGAGCAGCAUGGCAACCCCUUUUCUAAAUGCAUUCGGGCUGCAAUUCCAAGCACACCAACUUAGAUAUGGAUCCAGAUUAAAUCAUUGAGAUUUAUUUCAAUGCAGCGUGGUUGGAUCAAGAAACUAUCUGAAGUCCAGUCAUCACAGCAUUCUUUCCUGCUUACGAACCAGCAGAGGCGUAUUUAGUUUCCUGGCUUAUUUGACCUAACAAGCCAGAUCUCUCAUACUUAAAUUACACUGAAGUGCAAGUACUGUACGCCGAUCUAAUUGUUUCAUGGAUUACAGCCAAAGUUCCUGAUCAAGAGCCCCAUACAUUUCCCUGUGUUCAUACAGAGACUGUGCAGGCACAGACUGCCAUUAACUUCAAUGGAGAGAGGAGCUCCAUUUGUACACAAGGUAGAUCCGGCCCAAGGCAUUUAGCCACUUGAGGCAAACCACAAAAUGGGGCUCCUUCUCUCUGCCAGGGAAGAAGGGGUGAGUGAAGAAAUAAGAUUCCAAUAGAUUCAAGUUAGAAGAAAAGAAAUUCUGACUGAAUAUUAGGAAGAACUUUCUGACAGUGAGCUGUUCAGCAGUGGAAUGGACUGCCCCAGAAGGUGAUGGACCCCCCUUCAUUGGAGGUUUUGAAACAGGGUGGUGUGCCCAUUUGUCUUUUUUUUUUUUAGCUGUGAUUCCUGCAUUGCCUGGGGUUGGACUAGAUGACCCUUCCAUCUCUACCAUUGAACAGAAUUGAGUUCCCAUAAGCUGGAAUGGCAUUCUUAAGACGAGUGCUUCUAAAUAACAUGCAAGCUGAAAAGGCCGUGGAGGAGAACUUAGCUAUGUUAUAAGUGGGAUAGUGUGCAUAGAUACAGUAUACAUUUAAAAGUACUCAGCUUUGAUCGUAUAACAAUAUAUACUGCUAGCUAUUCUUACAAAUGCACACACCUAUAUAAAAUUGAAUUAUAUGCCUGGAGUGUGUGUGUCUGAGAUCUGUUUUUGGGUCAUCAUCUAACUCUUUGUGAUGCACAUUCUAAAUUAGGCAAGAGGGAUGCGCCUUUCAAAUGCAGAUCAUGUUUGCCUUUAGAAGAGCAAUGAGAACACUUGCCACUUUCAGAACAUUUAUGUGCUAGAAGUACUGUUAGCAGAAGAGCAGUUUAGAUAAAUUCAAGACUUUUUUUUUUGCUGAUCACAAACAUUAAGCUUCACACCUGAAGCCCUCAACCCCCUGCUGUGCUCUAAUCCUAGCAUCAUUCACUGCUAGAGACUCAAAGCGCUGUGCCACUGCUCUCAAACAUUUGAUUGCCCUUCGUUUGAAUGCCACCACCUGCAAAAAUGCGUUUUUUUAUUCCCUUUUGAGCCUCUCGAGGAGGAAGUAAAAAAUGAUAAUUCAUGGCAAACAUUAAUUAAUUGUUUACAAGAUGAUCUUUUCUUUUUCUAACUUAUGUUCAGGAGACAUAUUGAGCGGCGAGAUCCUACUCUUCAUGUCAGAGUUUGUCAAGAGGCCUCCGUUGUUGUUUAUCGCUCAAGCAUAGGAUAGACUGGAGGUCAUUGUUUCUUCAGCUCAAGUAGCCCUGUCUGGCUCUUGUUUGGAGAAUGGAAGCGACAUGCAUGAUUUCCCCGUUGCAAAAAGAACUACCGGGUCUAGGAAGGAACAGGGGAUUUAACAGUGUAAAUAAACAUUUC